UUUAAUUCACACAUUCAUUACCAGAGAUGAAGUCACUCCUGUUUUUCUGUGUGUUUGCAGUAUUUUCAGUCGUUUUCGGCGAAGAAAUGUCUGGAAAUCUGUUGAGCGAAACGAUUCCAGCGGUCGCUAAGUCGGCGUCCGUCGGGUCAGGCAUUGAGAACAUCCGAAGCGGUGAUAAUCAACAAAAAAUAAUAGUGAUUGAAAGAGAGGUGAAGCAGAAUACGGUUCCCAAUCCCGUGGCAACACUGAUACUGAACCGACCGGUUGUGGUCAACCGACCCGUUGGGACCCACAACAGGCCGUCCGCCUCCAUCAGUGAAGUGCCGGCACUCUCUCUGAACGUGCCAUCAGUUGGUGUCGUGAAUGUGCCGUCGGUUGCGGUGAAUGUGCCGUCGAGUGCGCCCGCCGUCCAGAACACUGUUCCGGUGGUUGUGUCUCAUCACAGACCGUGUCAUGUAUUCCGAGCCAAAGGUCACUGUCUAUCGAUUCCCAAUUACUUCAGUUGUGUCCGCGAAGGAGGAGUUCUGUCGCCCGACAUCGACGAGUGCCCAUUCAGUCACGCCUGUUGUAUACGAGACUUCUUCAACCAAUUCAGUCCAAUCCAUUUUGCAAAUCAUUGUCUUCUGAUGGCGACACCGAAGAGACCGAACGGAACCAAUGAGUUGUCGAGUCUAUUGCCGGAGAACGAAGAACUCGACUUCGAAGAAGACAUUCCGGAAGACUUAUUGUCACAACAAAGCCAACGGCUGUUGAGUCAAGUCGUGAUUGUGGACAUUGAGGUCGAGUCGCAGGACAACAAUCAGAGGUCUUCGGGAGCGGAAGAAGUGGUGUUGAGUGACAAUGAAUUGGCCGAAGAAAUGGAAUUCACUCAAAACGCUUGUUCUCAGCGUUCAAUCAAGGCUUCGACUCAGAGAUCGACGACAGGACAGCCAAAGGGAAGACAAUCUUCAGGACAAGGCGAGAGUGGUAUCGGUUCCGCCACUACUUCGACUACAACUAUUGAAAAGGUGCCAAUCAAUGACACGACCGGUCAAUCAGGCGGUGACCCAUUGGCGGUCACUCCCGGACCAGAGACCAGAACAGUUCCACCGCUAAUAAUAAAGUUGGACCCAAUGGGAGGAAUGAUUGGAAGUUCUCGUCGAAAGAAUUUUACGCCAAAGAAACAAUCGCCAAAGAGUGGAAGUACUUUCGAAAGGAAACAAAUGGCGCGCAAAUCGACUGGAGGUGGACACCAAUUCGCGACCAAAACCAAACCACGACAACAACUGUCGACCAAAUCUGUUCCCAAGAGAAAGCUCGAAACGGGUGCUCCGAAGAGACACCGCUAUAGACCCGGACAGAAGGCUCUUCGAGACAUUCGCAAAUACCAGAUGAAUACGGAUUUGUUGAUCAAAAAAGUUCCGUUCCAGCGAUUGGUGCGAGAGAUCGCGAGUCACCAAAGCAUCACUUCGGAAGGCCUCCGCUUUCAGACGAGUGCAUUGAUGGCACUGCAAGAGGCGUCCGAAGCCUAUCUCGUCAAUCUCUUCGAGGACACCAAUCUGUGCGCCAUUCACGCCAAGAGAGUCACUAUUAUGCCCAAAGACAUGCAAUUGGCCCGUCGUAUACGCGGCGAAAGUGCUAUUCCUCGCGAACAA
Molecule: messenger RNA, 1634 nt
Organism: Medioppia subpectinata
Lineage: Eukaryota; Metazoa; Arthropoda; Arachnida; Sarcoptiformes; Oppiidae
Source: the annotation of a GenBank genome assembly